Molecule: messenger RNA, 4279 nt
Organism: Varroa destructor (honeybee mite)
Lineage: Eukaryota; Metazoa; Arthropoda; Arachnida; Mesostigmata; Varroidae
Gene: Vps50
Product: vacuolar protein sorting 50
Biological process (GO): endocytic recycling; retrograde transport, endosome to Golgi
Cellular component (GO): EARP complex
Molecular function (GO): SNARE binding
Source: RefSeq, a predicted model, not a curated record
UAGAUAAUAAAUCGAACUUUUGGUACCUUCGAAGACAAGUCACCUCACUUCGAAACCACUCGAUGGUGCGCCCCUUAUAUGCCUGCACGAAAAACCAAAUACAGGACACCGCUACAUCAAGUUGUGCUCGAAUCGGAUCGAGUUUGAUGGGUGAUCCGACGAGGUUGUUUUUCAGACAACUUGAGUUCGCAGCUAAAUUCGAUUUCAACGUGCGUGCUAACCCCAAUCGGGUCCUACACAGUAAAGUGAUGUUUGGGUUACAGAGAAUGUGAAACGAUCGCUGGUAGCCAACCGGUCAAUUAGCAGUGAUGACAUGCACCAGAUCACCGAGUUUCAAGAGUUUCUAGCCAGCUGGUUUUGACACUUGUGGGUGGUGUCGUCGAAGCCUGAAAUGGACCUUAGCCGCAGACUGAAGGAUGCCGUAAAACCGCUACAGAAAUCUGCUUUCGUUCAAGAUCUUCAGGAAAAGGUUCAACAACUGAGAAGUCCAAAUUCGGAAACAAAGAAUCAUUUAGAGAGCGGAACCUUUCUUGAGGACACUAUCGUGCCCCAGCGAGUGCCGAUCCAGCAUGCGCUUAAGGUAGACCCUGCCGUAGAGGAAGCUCUCUUAGACUCAAUCGAUCCUCGAUACUAUGAUGAGAAGUUUGACUCAUCGCUGUUUGAACUGGAGAAACUAGCCGAUGGUGUACCUCCUGAGUUAGUCAACAUUAAUCGGCAAGUACUGGAGAAGCAGCUCGCUGUCGUUACCAACAAGGUGUAUCAACUGAUAGUCGGAAAGCAGUCGGAGUACUCUGCAGAGAUCGUCCAUGUUGUGGCAUUACAGUCUCGACUAACAGACUGCCUAGCCCAGUGCGUGGAAGCGCGCAGAGCACUCAGGCGCACCCAGACAGAUUUUACUGAUGAAAACCUCAGAGUUCUUCAAUGUGCCAGACGAAGAAACCUCUUAAUGGAUACACUGUCAAAGCUGUCAGUGAUCAAGACUUUGCAUCAAACAGAUAUCCGUCUCUAUGAGCUCCUUGAAAUGCGCGAAUAUCCCACCGCUAUACAGCUUUUGCUGGAGUGUCGUCAAGCAUUGCAGGACUACCAGCAGUUCGAUUGUAUGAAACAACUCUCCCUAAAAUUUGACCGUACCCUUGAAAAGACCGAGCAGCAACUGGAUGUAGCUCUUUCAAAGCUCUGCUUGGACUACAAUGAAGAGGCGUAUGCGAAGCUCACUUCGGCGUUGACGCUUCUUGGCCGCGGUCCCAACAUCCUUGAUCAGCUCCUUAUGCACUUUACCUUAACUAUCCACAAUCUUUCACUGGUUACCGUCGCAAAGCAUGGGCAACAUGGGGAGCCUGGCAAAAAACAGUACGCUGAUCUUUGCCAAGCAGUUAACGAAGAUAGAUAUCCGGAAUGCUUACGAGAACUGGCCCAAGCGUUCUUUAGGCUAAUGGUGAGCUAUCGACAAGUUCUUGAAUGGCACGAACGAGGCGUGAAGGAUGAAGAAGAUGACAGUGAUAGCGCCCAUAGCCACAGGAGUGAGCCGGAAGCGGCUAAUGGAGGUGAUGCUAGCGACGUUCCUGUAAGCUCCUCGGAGCAUCAUCCACCCGUGGGUACAUUGAAAUCGCAGCCCGCCGAACCAAACAACAUGCUGGGUUCUCCGGCAUCCUCUACGCACAGUAGUCCCUCAAAGGAAAAAGUGGGCGAGAAAUGUCUGGCCCGUCAGAAGCUUCGGAAUGGUUUACAUAGGCUUUGGUCGGACAUGCAGCAGAAAUUCAAAUUGCUCCUUAGCUCCUUCAGUUGGCAUGCUACGACAGAAUUUGAUAAAUUCAUCGCUGUGAUAAAUACUACAAAGGUAAUGGUAGAAGUGGGUGAGUUAUUUUGUGAACAGUCAGGAUGCAGUAGCGACCUGGAGACGAGCGCUGAGGAACAGUGUCUGCGUUAUUUACACUCAUAUCACGGUCAAAGUCUGGCAACCUUAAAAACUUACCUGGAGCACGAAUCGUGGGAGCUAAUGCCAGUGCGAGAUGGAUUUUCCCUGGAUAAUCUUCAUGAAUUUUGCUUCUUGCAUGCUGCUCAAGAAGCCGCUAGGAGCGAAAAAAUGCUGCCAUCUUCAUCCUCGCCUUUGAAGACACUCUCAGAAAACGAGAUAUCAUUUACGCCCGACGCACCCGACCCGUUUGCCGUCGAGGUGGCUGUACAAUCAAGCGACUUAGACAAUUCGAUAUUUGAAGAUGAAGGAGGAGACGAUGAAGACGAUGAUGAGAAGAAAUCAUUGCAACAUCGAUUUCCGAAGCAUGCCAUCACGAACACGUCGCUGACUAUUUUUCGUCUUCUUGGUCGCUACCUAAAUAUGAUGGCGGCUCUUGGUGGAGGUCAGAAAGUGACAGCGCUUGGCCUGUCUUCUGUAGUUCAACUCUUCGAAUACUACCUUCACACAGUGUCAGCUUACUUCGCAAGCGAGAGCGCUGAAAAUUUCCCAUGGAGUGUUAGUCCUUCAUGCCGACGAGUGCUUCAACGAAUAAAGGAAUCAUUAAGUUCAUGCUCUGAAGAGCUUCGAGUACAGCUGCCAGAUUUAACUCCAUUGCAGGACGGGGCCAUGGACACCUUCAGUCUUCGCAAACGGGUGGCAGCUUGCGAGAGCUUAACGUUUCUCUCCGUACAGCUGCAACUACUCCUUCCUCAAGUCGAAGGUCGGGAGAGACGAGAAAACGGUGAUAUAUGUGGUUCUCAACAUGUUUCAGGAAACAGUCGAGAAAAACUCGACCAGUUUACUGUAGAUGCCGAUUGCGCUCGCGAACUCUACCACUCUGUUUAUCUAGCAGUACCAGCAAAAUUUAUAAAUUUACCUCAAAUCCUUGACCUAAUGUCCAGUGUCAACUGGGAUCUAAGGGACAUUCAAACCCAACACAGCCCCUAUGUCGACCUACUGCUACAACAACUCACGAACUUAGAGCAGACUCUUUGGGAUAGUAACCUCCCUAAAGAAGUUCUCAAGCAUUUUUGGAUUGUCACGCUGAGACUCUGUUCACAGGCGUUUAUCGAAGGAUUUGCAAGUGCAAAAAAAUGUUCCAACGCUGGAAGGGCGCUUAUGCAACUUGACUGGCAACAGUUCUUAUCGAAGGUGGAACGUAUGCGAGUCAAGCUAAAACCAGUUCCUGACCAGACGCAGGUAGAGGCUCUCGUGAGAGCGUACUACCUAAUUGACCGUCCUCUAGAAGAAUGGCUUGUGACAAACGGACCCUUCUACUCAAAAAAACAGCUGCUUGGCCUCGUUAACUCCAUGAGUCAUGUUAAUCGGAGGGCGCGACAAAGCCUCGUGCAAAUGAUUGAGGAACAGCGAUAGAUGUUAUGAAGGAUUCCGCUACCUUGGGACGACCAAACGCAAUCUAGUGUGCAAGUCAUGGAAGUAGCAUCUGCCGGCAUUACGUGUUGUUUACCUGUUGCAUUCGACCUCCCGAAUAAAAUGGUAGAGGAAGACGAAAAUGCAUUGCGUGGAUUUGAGGACCGACUACAAAAGGCCAUUUCGGAUCUUGAAGAUGCUCUUCUAGGAGUCUCAGACAAGGAGAUCCUCAAGGAGCUUCAAAAAAAACACAUCAUCCAGGACGAUAAAUCGUUUUGUUCGUUUAAAGAUAAGCUCAAACAAGCGUCCUGUUAUCAACCAUCGAAAUGUGACUCGAAAAACUCAAGCUGUAAUAGUACCGAAGACGAUGUUGCACCGUACCUAAAUUAUGAAAAAAACUCCUCAAACCUUGAUCUAAGUAUUUCAUCUUACUUGAAAAUUCCGAUUUCCGACAAGCUAGCGUCUUCUGCUACACCUGUGGAGGAAAUACCCACGAUACGUUCUGAUUUUGAGUCUUCGACGGAAAAUUCCGAUUCCGACUUUCCCUUAGAGAAUUUGUUAUCUCGCGAAGACCUGAGUGAUAAGAACAUUCAAAUUUUAUCUGGAUAUUGUCGGUCUCCUCUAAUCGUUGAUGAGCUGAUAGAGUCAAAUCCGGAGCUGCCACAACCUUUUACAAAUAGCGAUUUUACCACUCAGAGGCUAACUGCAGCAACAAACGGAAACUUGAGGCCUAGAACAGGUCACAAGAAAAAAUGGUUAACUUUGACAGAGAAUCGGACUGCAGCGGCAGGACAUGAGACGAUUGAGCAAUUUGUGCGACGCAUUUGCAGCUCUCAGCUCGAUCUUAUCGAUAGUCUAUCAACUCGACCUCGAAAUGUGUGGGCGCCUACGAAGCCUCGUUGUUCACCGCAAGUGCGAUAUCAACAGUAUCGACAAUUCUGGGAUAAAUUUCCG